ACCGAAGAGAAAGGACACAAAAGUGGAUAACACAGUGAAGGAUACAAUAAAGCAGGGUACAAAGUGACUGUCAUGCACUUUGAGUGUGGGCUCUGAAGUACAAUAUGCUGAUAUUGGACUACAUGAAACUGAAAACAAAAGUAUUUGAGCAACCAGAAUAAUUCCAUCAGUUUUCUCAGUCAUAUUAAUGAUGAAAAAACAAUCAACAAAAAAAGAAUCCCUUCUUUCCACCAGCAUCAGCUUUGAACAACAGAGGAAUAUAAAGCCUGAUGGUGACAAAGGGUUAUAACUUUCUGUUUUUUCACUGUGCAUCCUCCCCGGUUUCAGAUUUAGCAAUGGAUAUUCUUUGUGACGAGGAGAACCCAACUGCAAACUCCUUAAUCCAAUUAAAUCAUGAGAGAAGACUCUACAAAAAUGGUUUUGUGCCUGGAGAGGUUAACGCAUCUCAUCUGUUUAACUUGACCGUGGACUCCGAAAACCUAACUAAUCUUUCAUGUGAAGGUAGCCUGACUCCGCCGUGUUAUUCAUCAUUAUUUCAUCUUCCAGAGAAAAACUGGCCAGCUCUGCUGACAGUUAUAGUGAUUGUUCUAACCAUUGCUGGAAAUAUUCUUGUUAUCAUGGCUGUGUCACUGGAGAAAAAGCUACAGAAUGCCACUAAUUAUUUUCUAAUGUCACUUGCAAUAGCUGAUAUGCUCUUGGGUUUCCUUGUCAUGCCUGUGUCAAUGUUAACCAUACUGUAUGGAUAUACAUGGCCUCUGCCUACAAAACUCUGUGCUGUCUGGAUCUAUUUGGAUGUGCUUUUCUCUACUGCCUCCAUCAUGCACCUCUGUGCCAUCUCUCUGGAUCGCUAUAUUGCCAUACGAAAUCCCAUCCAUCACAGCCGCUUUAACUCCAGAACUAAGGCUUUCACAAAAAUAAUUGCUGUUUGGACCAUAUCUGUUGGUAUCUCAAUGCCAGUACCUGUGCUUGGACUACAAGAUGAUUCCAAAGUGUUCAAGAAAGGUAGCUGCCUGCUGGCUGAUGAGAACUUUGUCUUAAUAGGCUCUUUUGUGGCGUUCUUCAUUCCUUUAACCAUCAUGGUGGUCACCUAUUUUUUAACUAUAAAAUCACUUCAGAAAGAAGCUACCUUAUGCAUUAAUGACAUUGGCACAAAGACCAAGUUUGCUUCAUUUAGUUUUCUCCCUCAAAGUUCUCUGUCAUCAGAGAAACUCUUUCAACGCUCUUUGAACAGAGAGCUGGGGAAUUCAGGAAGGAGGACUAUGCAGUCAAUCAGUAAUGAACAAAAAGCUUCCAAGGUUCUUGGUAUCGUCUUCUUUCUGUUUGUUGUGAUGUGGUGCCCGUUUUUCAUCACCAAUGUGAUGGCAGUCAUUUGCAAGAAAUCCUGCAAUGAAGAAGUCAUUGGAGGACUGCUUAAUGUAUUUGUCUGGAUUGGCUACCUUUCUUCGGCUGUCAACCCAUUAGUAUACACACUGUUCAAUAAAACCUACCGUUCUGCUUUCUCACGUUAUAUUCAGUGUCGAUACAAGGAGGAGAAGAAGCCUUUACAGUUGAUUUUAGUGAACACCAUACCUGCUUUAGCAUACAACUCCAGCCAACUCCAGCUAGCACAAAUGAAGAGUUUAAAAAAAGAGGCUAAAAUGAUGGCCAAGGAUUAUUCCAUGGUUACAAUCGGAAUACAUCCUUUAGAUAGUACCUCAAAGGGCAGUAUUAGCCCAGUCAGUGAAAAGGUUAGUGGUGUGUGACUCUGCUAGCCUGUCAACAGCUGCCAUGGCAACCAAUGGUAUGUACUCAGAAAACUUCAUCUAACUCUGAGAAGCUUUGAUAGCUUAGGAACAUUAGCCCUGUCUAAGAGAACUUCAAUAGCAUCACAUACACACGUUAUCCAGUUAAUGACAAACAGGGUUAAAAUGCUAUCAAAUGUGCAUUUUUUUCAUACAGUAUUUCAGCUGUUUUAAGCACAGGCUUUAUUAAACUUAUUUUUUUAGUAUCCUAAAUAAUAUAUUUCUUAAAGAAAACAAUUUAUUGUAUUAUUAUACCAUGGGCUGUGAAGAAAUUAAUGUGUUUCUUUUCCUUCUGCAAAUGAAAACAAAGCUAUUGUUUGGUUUACUUGCUGGUUACAUUUGAAUUAAUUUGUCUUGCUACAAUGUAAUUUUAUCAUUAACUGAGUGAGCACUUUACAGGAUUUUACAGGAAAAGAAAACAAGUUAAUUUAUGGAUAUAUAUUUAAAAUAAAAUAAAUAUUAAAGAAAAUGCUAUGAAAAUCUGUAUAGAUCAACUAUGUGAAAAAUUUGGUGUUUUUAUGGCUAUUUUUCCUUUCCAAUUACAAUUCUGAAAUGUUGUUGGGUUUUCU
This is a messenger RNA of Mauremys mutica (yellowpond turtle), 2350 nucleotides long. It is a transcript of the gene HTR2A, whose product is annotated as 5-hydroxytryptamine receptor 2A. Gene Ontology annotation, cellular component: plasma membrane; dendrite. Gene Ontology annotation, molecular function: G protein-coupled serotonin receptor activity; neurotransmitter receptor activity. NCBI's taxonomy places the organism in Eukaryota, Metazoa, Chordata, Testudines, Geoemydidae. The record is from RefSeq and is a predicted model, not a curated record. Gene Ontology annotation, biological process: G protein-coupled receptor signaling pathway, coupled to cyclic nucleotide second messenger; chemical synaptic transmission. Bases 270 to 1742 code for a protein of 490 amino acids. The transcript has 4 exons.